AUAUAAGAUUUAUAAUGCAAAAUAUUGAAGUUUAAUGUGAAGCAUUUACUUUCUGUUUCGAAGGUUCUUUUCACCGAAAGUACCGAGACAUCAGAUUCCUCGAAAGAACAACAACAACAACAAGAAAUUCCGAAUCGUGUUGUAUUUUUAAUGAAACCUCAAAAUGCCGAUAUUGAAAUUCAACAGACGCUUUAAUGCAAUUUAUCUAGCUGCAUUACUUUCAGUGUUAAAGUGGGAUCUUUAUUAUGCUGGCCAGUGUCCCAGGGAUCAAUCAAGAUCUGUGAGAAAAGUCUUGGAGCAUCACAUGGAAGAAUUUCUCCAAGGAGAUGCAGAUGCCCUUCCGAGAUCCUGUCCUUUCCACAUACACAGAGACAUGUACCACGACCAUGAGAGUCACAAGAUAGAGGAGAGUUAUGGCAAGUGGUACUGCAACUACUGUGGCAAGUCCUUCUAUGCCGAGUCCUUCCUGGAUAAUCAUUUUUCAAGGAGGCAUCCGCAGCAUGUCUACACGGGUCCAGAUUCCGUGUGCCUGGCUGACUACUGUGAUAUUUUCCGCUGUGACGUGAUAUCUGGUCGUGUUGACCCGACAUUCUGGGACACUGCACUCUGUAUUGAAGAUGACAUGGUGGAGUUGGCAACAGACUGUCAGGAGGUAUUCAAGAGAUGUUUCACAGAAAAACUAAAUUCAGGACCUGUUUUUGAGGCUAUUAACAAGACGAUGUCAAUGGUGUGUUCGUCGUUGACAUGCAGUCGCUACUGGUUCACAGGGAAGGUUGAGGAGAACCAAUGGCUGAUGCUGUUGAAGACGUUCUGUACCGUGUUCCUCAUUGGCAGCCUUAUUAUCUACUACUUCCUUGCAUACCAUCACUUCUUUUCAGAGUCAUUAUUCCUAGACAACCCGGUACCUCAACGCCAUGGCAGCUUGUUUGAGGCUGAGUAUUAUCCAAAACCUUAUAAGCGUAAACGACUUCGUCAUCCUCCGCCAAUUUAAUAUUCCAAAUUAUCUCAAGUUUAUGUGCAAUAAAACUAUGCAGUUUGUAGAUGUAUUUAUUAAUUUGUGUAAUUUCACAGUAUUGUAUUAAUUUCCCUCCAACAAAGUAGAGUGGAGGUAUACUGGAGUCAAGUGAACGUCUGUUUGGCUGUAUAGACUCAAACUUGUCAACUAAGAUAUCCUACACUUUUAAACAUACCACAAUCAAACAUACAUGUUUGUAUAAUAAUUAGACAAUAAAUGUGGCAGAUCUGAGUCAGAUGUCUAUAAUUAGCCGGCUGCCAAAACAAAAACCUGAGGGGUGAAAUAUAUCUGGGCCAGAAGUCUAUAAUCAGCCUUCUGCCAAUACAGCAAUCUGGGGGGUGUUAUUUAUCUGGGCCUGAUAUCUAUAACUAGCUUGCUGCCAAUACAGCAAUCUGAGGGGUGUAAUAUAUCCGGGCCAAAAGUCUAUAAUCAGCGUACUGCCAAUACAGCAAUCUGAGGGGUGUUAUACAUCUGGGCCAAAAGUCUAUAAUCAGCCUACUGCCAAUACAGCAAUCUGAGGGGUGUUAUAUAUCUGGGCCUGAUGUCUAUAAUCAGCCUACUGCCAAUACAGCAAUCUGAGGGGUGUUAUAUAUCUGGGCCUGAUUUCUAUAAUCAGCCUGCUGCCAAAACAACAAUCUUGAGGGGUGUUAUAUAUCUGGUCCGAAAGUCUAUAGUCAGCCUGCUGCCAAAACAACAAUCUGAGGGGUGUUAUAUAUCUGGGCCGAAAGUCUAUUAUCAGCCUUCUGCCAAUACAGCAACCUGGGGGGUGUUAUACAUCUUAGCCAAAAGUCUAUAAUCAGCCUACUGCCAAUACAGCAAUCUUAGGGGUGUUAUAUAUCUGGGCCAAAAGUCUAUUAUCAGCAGGGGCGUAGAUAACCUCCAAACAUUGGGGAGGCAGUCCAGUUUCUGUACUGGGGACAUAAAGGGGUUUGUUUUAGAAGGUUGUCCACUCCCAUGGUUCCGAAAAAUUUUAAAAUUACAAUUAAUAUGGUCCGUUUUAAUGACGGAGUUUAAAAAGUGAUAUGAGAAAAAAUAACAUUUACAUUACAUUCACAACACUGAUAUUUUGUUACUGAUGGACAUGUUUUAUACCUGAAAUGGGAAGACUGUAAUAAAUAAUCACAUGAAACUACACAACAACCAAUACAAUAUGACAUGAUUAGUAAAGAAUAUAUCCACAUUUCGAGCACUAUUAAAAUACUGAAUCAGGAUGAAUAAAUAUUAUUAAAUUUGGUUAAAUAAACAAAAAUUAAGGCAUAAUUCAUUGUUAAAGUCCCUAGAACUAUAUCCACACCAAAUUAUUUGUUGAUUGAGGUCACAAUUUAUCAUGCAAUGUUCGCGUAAUGUUAAUGUCAAGUGUAGUAGUGUCACAUUCUAUGAAAACUUCCCGAAGAUAGUUAACCGUGAAGCCAUGUGUACGAAUCAAACCAACUAGAUUGGAAUGAACGCUGUUCUGGCUUUUUCUCCCUGAAUGAACGCUUAGGAAAAUCAAAAUUUCGAGGCUGAUUAGGAAUGCUCAUUUUGAACAUUAAACAAUUACAUAUAUGAUAUUGUUUCAAUGAAUUCUAAUCAAAUAAUAACUGUAAUGCUUAGAGAACAAAAAUAUGUUCAAUCAAAUAAAUGUUUUUCACGCGUAUAUUUACUCAAAAUUGUUUUAAGUGGCGGUUACCUUUAAAUUAAAGCUAACAAUUAAAAUUAAAAGAAUAGCCUGUCCUUAAUCAAAACACGGACAGUGCAAUCACGGAAAAGAACAAUAAAACAAUUAACACCAUGACAUUUACCCGGGCCCCUGGUUUAUGACACCUAACAAGCGAUAUGGACACAUCCCUAUUGGCAACCUCAGAGCAGACGGAAAGGGGACACAUGGCUUCUGCACUGACGGCGCGUGAUUACAAAAAUAAUGGUUUUGGGCAGGCGUUUUUAGGGGAUUUUACGCUUUAUUUAUGAAACGAUGAUUAGCCGAAAUAUUGGGGAGGCGGCCGCCUCCCCUGCCUCCCCAUUAUCUACGCCUAUGAUCAGCCUACUGCCAAUACAGCAAUCUGAGGGGUGUUAUAUAUCUGGGCCGAAAGUCUAUAAUCAUCCUACUGCCAAUACAGCAAUCUGAGAGGUGUUAUAUAUCUGGGCCUGAUGUCUAUAAUCAGCUUACUGCCAAUACAGCAAUCUGAGGGGUGUUAUAUAUCUGGGCCAAAAGUCUAUAUUCAGCCUACUGCCAAUACAGCAAUCUGAGGGGGUGUAAUAUAUCUGGGCCAAAAGUCUAUAAUAAGCCUGCUGCCAAUACAGCAAUCUGAGGGGUGUUAUAUAUCUGGGCCAGGAGUCUAUAAUAAGCCUACUGCUAAUACAGCAACCUCAGGGGUGUAAAAUAUCUGGGCCAGAAGUCUAUAAUCAGCCUACUGCUAAUACAGCAACCUCAGGGGUGUAAUAUAUCUGGGCCAGAAGUCUAUAAUCAGCCUACUGCCAAUACAGCAAUCUGAGGAGUGUUAAAUGGCUAGGGCUCAUGUCCGGCCCAGAUGUGUCGUGUGUUAUCAUAUAUGAUACAUGUAAAUAUAAUCCUAUUUUGUUUGUUAACUAACUUUAUUACCAAACCAGCUUUCAGUAUUUUUAUUUUCAUUUGAGUGAUUAGGCAUUUUAUGACAUAUCUUGUAUGCCUUAAUUUCUAUGACGAAACACUCCCAAUUUCAGCAAUUUAGGGACAACAAUUAAAGCAUGGCUGUUUGUUUUUACUGGUAAAAUAUUUUCAAAACGUUCAGUAAUUUAACUUUGAAAAAUUCCGAAACAUAUUUUGGAUUGUGUUUUUCAUGCACAUUUAGCAAGUUCUAGGAAUUUGAUAAAGUGCUCUGACGAGUGACACUUAUUCCAUUUAGUAAAUUGUGAUCUCAGUAAAAAUGGGAAGCAUUUGUUACAAACGUUUCCAAAGUAUUGGUAUAAAGAGGAUUUUAUGUUAAAUGAAAUGGAAAAGCAGAGCAUGGACGUGCAUAUAAUUGUAUUUUUUUUUGUUCUAAGAAUUGGACUUAUGUUGUCAAUGAUGUCAGAAUGUAUUUUAUUAAAUUGUUUGAUUGCUCCUUUAAAGUUCUGAUAAUGCUAUGGUUUCAGUUGUUGAUUGAUGUAUUUAUUAUUUCAAUUGUGUGCUACAUUUUAUUAUUAUUAUGUUUGAUUUGUUCAUUUAUUUGUGGCUUAAUUUUAGUUAUCUAAGAUUGGAUGUCAU
Dreissena polymorpha is the source of this 4217-nucleotide messenger RNA. RefSeq lists its product as uncharacterized. The coding region runs from base 164 to 991 and encodes 275 amino acids. The record is from RefSeq and is a predicted model, not a curated record. Lineage: Eukaryota; Metazoa; Mollusca; Bivalvia; Myida; Dreissenidae. The transcript is spliced from 10 exons.